Lindgomyces ingoldianus is the source of this 1138-nucleotide messenger RNA. RefSeq lists its product as uncharacterized. Bases 1 to 1056 code for a protein of 351 amino acids. The transcript is spliced from 5 exons. NCBI's taxonomy places the organism in Eukaryota, Fungi, Ascomycota, Dothideomycetes, Pleosporales, Lindgomycetaceae. The record is from RefSeq and is a predicted model, not a curated record.
AUGGGCUACGGAGUGUACCACAGCCGCGCCGGAAUUGUCGUUGGAACACUCGCGCUUCAGUUAAUCUCUUCAACAUGUGUAAUCUUGCGCUUUUACACUCGCUUCUGGAAGCGGCAGCCAGUUUUGAUCUCGGACUGGCUCGUGCUGGUGGCAUGGGUGUGCGGGUCGGGCCUUAGCGUGAUGGAGAUCUAUGGUGUGGCUGUCAACGCGUUUGCUGUGCCGUUAAAUACAACAUCUCAUCUCUCGCAAGGCCUGAACGAACGGUUGAAAAAUGUCCAGCAUAUGGAGUAUGCGUUCGUACUUACUGGCGUCUUCUCAAUCGGCCUCGUUAAGUUGUCCGUCUGCCUUCUCUACUGGCACCUAUUUGCCAAAGUUAAGAUCCGCCGCUUCCUUGCUGUGUGGAUCGCUAUCAUUGUCACAUGGACCGUGGCAUUCCUGAUUAGUGAAUUCUUGGAGUGUGGCACUCACCCACUAAAGGUAUUUGGCACGAAACAGGAUUUGGCCAAGUACUGUCCACACAUCCACAAGAUCGGCUACGCCUUGGUGGGAAGCGAUGUAGCUACAGACCUUAUAACGUUGUUGAUCCCUCUUCCUUUGGUGAUGGGUAUGCGGCUUCCUUGGACACGGAAAAUCCUCCUCGCGGCCACCUUUCUAGUGGGAGCAUUGGCUGUCGGGGCGAGCACAGCGAAAGCCUACAUUUACAUCGCCUCAAGCCUCGCUAUGAUGCAUGAAGACGGGAUUAUCCUUGUGACGGCCUAUUCGAUGUGGAAUCUUGUCGAAGUUCACGUUAGUAUCACUGCGGCGUGUGGCAUGACACUCCGGCCUAUACUCGGUCGUAUAUUCCCAACGGAUAGAUUCACAUCAUUUAUCCGUUUUUUGAGGUCGUCUUGUAAUCGUAAGAAGACCGACCAGUUUUCAGACCUACCUUCCUUCGUGAAAAUAGAGUCGGGACCAGACCAAAACAGUAGAAACCCCGAGAAUACGGAGCCAGAGAAGAAAGAGUAUGAACAGCAGGAAUUGGUGUUCCAGACAAGCGCUCUUGCAGAGGUUGUUUAGAAAUGAAUCCGUAGCCUAUAUGAUUCUUAAAUUGAUAUGCCCAAUGCAGAGUUUGGGGAAGGAGCGCAGAGCUGAAAUAGAG